Molecule: messenger RNA, 225 nt
Organism: Gongylonema pulchrum
Lineage: Eukaryota; Metazoa; Nematoda; Chromadorea; Rhabditida; Gongylonematidae
Source: the annotation of a GenBank genome assembly
AUGGUUAAAUACGAAAAAGACAAAGAAGCAAAAUAUGCGGAAACUAUUAACGAGGAAGAGAUGGGUCAAAGAGUUGAAGGCCAAGAAAACUACUGGGACAAGGAACCGGAUAUUGCCGUUCACGCUUCCGCAUUCGUUAUCUCCCAGCCGUAUUCGUUAUCUCCCAGCCAUCAACCCCACAUUGCUCCCGGAUUCGUUCGCGGAUGCGCAAGACAUUUUCGAUGA